AUGACAGACCUUUGCAAAAAAUUUGGACUUGAUGUCGAUACGGCAAUAAAUCAGCUUCUUGACUACAGAAACUCUUCGACUAAGCUGGUAAGUUUGUUUGCAAACAGUAAAGCUUUCUUUGAGAAAAAUUGCAGAAGGUUAAACCAGUGCGGCUCAUAGAAUUGAUUUGGAUAGCUCAUCAAAACAUCAGAAGGAAUUCUUCUCGAUACAGCUUUCGUUUCAUUCACCAAUUAUUUUAUACCUGCCAACAAAACUUUUGAGUAAAAAUUACAAUUUGCCCAUAAAGUUCAGUUUGAGUCAAAAUUUAUAGCAUUUGCUCAUUGACCUGCGAAAGGCGGGUCGCUUUAAAAUGUAAAUUUUUCCAAUAGCGCAUAGAAAGGAAAAGCAGAAUUUUUUAUUUGCAUCAAUAAAAUAUGAAUUAGCAUUACGAAGGUCUACACAUUUUAGUCUCACACGUUCAGAUUUGUCCUCAGUUACUACAAAACGGAUCUUUGUUAUAGUUUACAUGCGCGUGUAUCUACUUUACUUUACAAAACUAAGCGACAGUGAUGUUUUGUUGACCAAAAUAAACCACUGUUAUUAUCUUUUUUUUCGUGCAGCUUCAAAAACUGCGACCAUUUGUCAUAAAAUAUGAAACCGACCAGUUAUUAACUUAUGUGGUAUUAACCAACAUCAAGCUUUUUUAAAAUUUUAGUUACUAUAUUUUUGACGAUACCAAAAAUAAAGUACAAAAUGACAAUGAUAAUAAUCAUAGCAACAAUGAACAAAAAUUGUAUAUGCAGAUUUUAGUCAACCCCAAGGAUUAAAUUUGGUUGUCAAUUCAGAAAUUGAAUUUUAAUGUCAGCAUGAAUUCAUCCGGCUUCCAUUAACGAGAGUGUUGUUGUUUAUAACGACAAAGGAAAUUUGAAACCGGGUGAAUAUUUUGGUUACAUUUCUCCUCAGAUGUUAUUCAAUCACAAAUGCUCUCAGUUUACAAUUGAUUUUAGUUGCUUUUAGAUAAAGGACUAAAUAAAUGCAACAAACUCAAUGGAAAUGAAAGUGCAAGUUAAUACUAACAGUAACUUUUUCACUUAACUUUCUGCUUCUUUAAUAAAUAGCUUAUGCAGUAAUCACACAGCUCUGGUUAAAAAAGAAAAAUCCUUAUUGUGUACACAAAAACUAAAAAAAAACUGGUUUGAAUUGGUAAACUUUGCCUUAGUGAAUGUGACAGUGCUGUGGUGUAAUCAUUGGAAAACAAAUGUUAUCAUUUUGGUUUUUGUUUGAUAAAGGAGGUAUAUUUGAGAGGGAGCCUUAAAGAGAAGAUUUAUCGGAGCAUGUACAGUAUUUAAAAUAUCACUUCCUUGGUUUAUGAAUAAAGUGAUAAAUGCAAUCACAUGGUUGAUUGGUUCAAUCCCUUUGUAUCCUGGUGUUGUUUUGUCAUUAAUAUCAUCUACUGCUCUCAUGGCCUAUUUGCAGAUGGAAGUUGUUUCCUUGCCAUGUUUUAACAGUACUGAUUAUAAUGAUUGACUGGUCCAAAACAGGUUCAGCUUCCUGAGGGAACCAUCCGAUUAUUAUGCCAGGUUUCCAGAGAAGUUUUCAUGCAAGAGGGUGUGCUUCUAGAACUAGGUGCUCCAAUGAAUAUUUUUGGUGAUAUCCAUGGACAGUAUGAUGAUCUUCUGAGGCAUUUUGACAAUCUAGGUUAUCCUCCAGACAUUGCCUGCCUAUUUAUGGGAGACUAUGUGGACAGGUAUGGCUUAAACAUCAUUAGUUAUUUUAAUUACCAACUUUUUAGCAUUUUUGUUGAGCAAUCAGCACCAUCUCUCUCGGAGAGAGUAAUUAUAAACAAUUAUUUUCCUUUAUCCAAAUUGUCACCUAUGCUGAGCUGCACUAAAAGCAAGCAAAUGUUUUCUAUUGAGUGGUUUUAAGGUAGAACUAAGUUUCUACAGCUGUUUCAAAUCAUGUAGUUGUUAUCUCUUGCAUGAUUAUAAUUUCCAGUGAUGUCAUCUGUCUAUCACAUGCUGAAUUAAUUUACUAGCAAAAUUAAUAUUAUAAUCUUUAACAGCUGAAAUACAUCCAGAUUGUUUACUGUUCUCUGACUGGAAUCACAUAAUGAGAUAUCAGGACAUGUAAGCAAACCACAAAACAUUACUGCCAAUGGUUAACAUUUCUCAGGCGUGUUUCCCCGGAUUUCCUGCGGAAUGUACCAUCACAUUCAAUAAAUUCUUCAGGUGUCCACUUUUCUCUGAGUUCCACAUUCGCUUCCACAUUCAGGUGUUGAAAACUUUGGCUUUUAAUAAUUUGUGUUUCUCAGGGGAAGGAAGUCCUUAGAAACAAUAUGUUUACUACUUGCUUACAAAAUCAAGUAUCCUGAUAAAAUGUACUUGCUGCGAGGAAAUCAUGAGUGUGCUUCCAUUAACAGGUGAAUUUACUUAAUUUGCAGAUUAGUGAAUAUUACAGAUAAAAACAAACAAACAAAUCACAUAAAGUCAGGGAAGCAUUUUGGCCUGAGAUGUUUAGCACUGCUGUUUUUGUUAUUGGUAGUCCUCUCUGUCGUAACUGGAGAAAGAGGAAAAUUUCAUCUCCUUUUGUGGGCAGGGGGAGAGGGGUAGACUGCAGAAUCUCUGACUUCCUUUACAUUUCACUCCUGUUUUCCUUCCUCUUAUUGCACAACAUUGCAGAUUGACCAUUCUACCUUGAUAAUGUUACUUCUACCUCUAAUCUUCCCCUUUGGACAUGUUUCCCUGCUGCAGGUGUUACAAUAAAAGAACAUAGGCAUGAUAUGCAUACAAGAGUUUAAUUUUUAGGCCUGGUGGGUUGAGGUGGGACACUGUGUACUGUAACUCAGUGAUGUUUUCUCUUGUCAGGCAAUGCCCUCUCUCCCCCAUUUUGAAGAGACCAAACAACAGUUGCAAGGGAGGCUGGGCUUACAUUCAUUCCUCUGUCUGAGAUUAUUGAACAUUGUCCGUUUACUUUUAGUUGCCCUAGGAAUAUCAUCCCAUGUGAUUUUAAUGCAAAAUGCAAACAGAAACUCUUUUUCAUCUUCAACAGACCCUAUAUUGUAAUCUUCAUUCUCUAAAUAAGUGAAGAUACAUUGAACAAAAGAGAAAAAUAUCUUAUUUUAAAGGCUUUCACUUGGGCAUAAUAAUGUGAGCUCUUUAUUUGGUUGUUGCCUUUCUGGAUUUUUCCCCCUGUGUGUGAAAUGCAUGAUUAAAUGCAGGUUGUUUACAAGGAAGUGACAAGUGAUGGGAUACAGUUUAAGGAAGCUUAAGGAAAAUUUGAUUGGUAGAAAUUAAAAAAAGAAAGUGUUGUUUGUGUUUCAUUUAGUGGAUUGAAUUUGUUUUUCCUCGUAGAAUUUAUGGUUUCUAUGAUGAAUGUAAAAGAAGAUACAACAUAAAACUUUGGAAAACAUUCACAGACUGUUUCAAUUGUCUACCAAUUGGUAAAUGCUUUGUUAUAUUUAAGGUAUCUUUAUUGUUAAUUUAAGAUUAAAAACUACAGUUCUGUUUUCUAGGUAAAGCACAAUUAGCAAAUUAAAAUGCUCCUAUUUUAGAGACAGUAAUUUGGUAACAUUUUCAUCAGUUGACAAAUAAAUAGCCAAACCAAUCAAACUGCUGAGAAUGGUGUCCAUUUAAUUUAUAUAAUUAUAAAAAAUGCUUACUUCAACAUUCACAAACGUUUUAACUGUACUUGAACUCUUUUUAGCCGCAGUUGUAGAGAAUACCAUCUUUUGUUCUCAUGGAGGCCUUUCUCCAGAUUUACAUGACUUUGAUCAGGUUGGUCCAUAGUGGCUUUAAUUUCAAUUGUAAUUGUAAAGCAUUCCCUUAAAUAAAGAUAUUAAGCCAUCAGUAAUUGACUCAAUUACGGUUAUAAUUGCUCCACUUGUGAUGAGGUUAAAAAAAAUGUGUGGAAACCAUUAGAAUCAAAUUGACUCCAUGUGCUGAAGAAACGUCUGAAUUUGGACUACCUUAUGUCUUUACUCAUCUGAUGCAUUUGCUCGUUUGUCGGCAAAUUUUGUACUAGUACCGUAGGCACUUCAGAAUUUCAAGCGUUUAAUUCCUGUAUCGUGUGGACGUUCCUGAGCAAUCUUGGUAAUCAUAAAAACUAUUCCUCUGUCAGUGGAUUAUUUAGUGAAACAGUCAUGACAGUAGUUAUUGUUGAUGUUCAGUUGCGCUCUCUAGAGCGGCCCAUGGAUGUUCCUGACGAUGGACUUGUGUGUGAUUUACUUUGGUCCGACCCAGAUGAGGUACAGAAUUGAAUGAAUUUGCAUGAAUUUUUAUUUCGGGUCGUGUUGAUGUACACCAAUUGACAUCCAAUCUUCUUUUGGGAGUGGUGUACAGGUUAUAUAUUUAUUUCCUGCUAAAUUAUUGCGUCGGUCGUAUGAUUAAUGUGGGUUAGGUGUGACAUCUAGAGAGUAACACCAAACUUUGUCGAUGCAAACGUAAAGGGUCUGAAACUGGUUUGAAAAAGCGAGGAAAUACAGAAGAAACAAACAUUUCUCAUGAAAGUUUCCUAAUGGAAAAAAAAAACCUUUUCAGGAGUCAUACUCAUUUCGUAAAUUUUCAAUUUUAACGCACUAAAAGGUGUAUUUGUGUGGUUACCCAAGUUCAAAUAAAGGUUGUCUUUAUAAAUAAUGAACAGAACUUAAUACCUUGCAAGGUUAAUUAUUCAUGUGCAUUUGGUACCUAUAAUUGAAAACAAUUUUAACAGUUUCCAUCGCUAGAAAAGGCGGUGUGUUCUGCGCACUUGCAACAGGCUGUACGUUUAUCAGCUGUUAUCAUUGUACUGUUUGUUUUCCCGGCCGCAUAAUCGGUAAUGCAAUAUUGAGCUUCAGGAACGGUUGUUAUUUGUAUUAAAUGUUGUUCUCCAUCCAAUUACGUAUCGUUGAUACCCUAUGUUUAUUUAUGGUCAUUCUCACGAGAUUCUUUCUCCCAAAUAUUUAUUCCUAGGACAUUACUGGUUGGGGCGAAAACGACCGCGGUGUAUCGUGGACGUUUGGUGGUGAUGUUGUCCGAUCAUUUCUCGAGAAGCACGACUUAAGUUUAGUAGCACGUGCUCAUCAGGUACACAAUAAGACAUUUUUUGCCCAACUCCCCUCGGACUUUUCAGAGUGUAGGUAUCUCCGUUUUCGAAGCAUAGAGCAGUUUUCAAAUGAGUGUCAAAAGGAAUCCGAGAUUUUAUGGGUUCUUUUUCCCCACGCUCUGUGAUUGGUCAGAAUACUCGCGCCACCCUAUCAACCAGUCAGAUGCAGUGCUUAAAACAAAUCUUUACCUAAUUCAUGAUGUUUUCCCGCGCUUCCGGCUGUUUGCUUGUUUCCUCACUGAUUUUUAAUUGGCUCCGAGUAUUAUUUCCCUUUGUGUGACUGGCCGUAGUGAUUACUUUGGUUUGUGUGCCACGGCACUCGCUCUAAGAGAGCGAAGAUGUUGAUAUUACUACUGGAACAGGAGAACCCUCCCCUCCCUCCGGAAGUAGAGUGAGUGACAGGCUUAGGUUAGGUUAGGCUGUUACUAAGAGGUUCAAUUCACUUGAUAUUUAAGACUAAGAAAGUAUUUUGUUUGUUCCCUUACAAAAGUUGUCCACGUUAGCGAGGCAAACGUUGGCUGAGCUUCUGCAGCUCAUUCGUGGUGAUAAUUGUUUGUGGCUUUCUCUGUCUUCUUUUACAGGUUGUUGAAGACGGUUACAGAUUUUUCGAGAAGAGAAAGGUAGCCAAACCCGAACGUUUAUUGCAUGUAAAAGAACAUUGUGAGAUCUAUAAUAUUCUUGCAUGGUGACGAUGAUACUGUUACCCUCACAGUGAAAUUGUACGAGGUUGAUGGACAUUUUGUCUAUGGUAACUUAUCCCAAAUAAGUGUCAACACCAAGUUUUCUAUACCAACGUAAACAGUGAACAAUGUUUUGUCGGCACUUACUGAAGGAAGUUGCAUGUGUAAAUGUAGUUGUAGAUUGGAUGUAAACCUGAGACGAAAAAGCUUUGUCCACUGUUAUUUCACUUCAUGAGCGUUGUUUGGAAUGACAGGCAAUUUCAUUUCAUAUUUAUUGUCCUUAAUUUCCAGCUUGUUACUCUGUUCAGUGCUCCAAAUUACUGCGGUGAGUUUGACAAUGCUGGUGGCGUUUUGGUAGUCCACAAGAACUUGAUGUGUUCUCUAAGUAUUCUAAAGGUAAGUUGCAAGUUUUAGCGUUUUUUAUUUUUCAAUCCCAUGCAAUCGUCCUCAUCCUUUUCAAUGGAGUAAUGCUCGUGGCUUAAAAAUUGUCUUUUACUAAUUUUGAUGUGGUCUUGUUUCAGCCCAACAGCCUAACGAAUAAAAUCAAAGAAACGCUUUCUCAGAAGAAAAGUGGGCGCCUUAAUCGCUCUUCUAAUCGGAUUCAAGUCCAAUAG
Messenger RNA from Pocillopora meandrina, 6352 nucleotides. NCBI's taxonomy places the organism in Eukaryota, Metazoa, Cnidaria, Anthozoa, Scleractinia, Pocilloporidae. The record is from the annotation of a GenBank genome assembly.